This is a messenger RNA of Equus quagga, 2333 nucleotides long. It is a transcript of the gene ABHD8, whose product is annotated as abhydrolase domain containing 8. The coding region runs from base 187 to 1497 and encodes 436 amino acids. NCBI's taxonomy places the organism in Eukaryota, Metazoa, Chordata, Mammalia, Perissodactyla, Equidae. Gene Ontology annotation, molecular function: catalytic activity. The transcript is spliced from 5 exons. The record is from RefSeq and is a predicted model, not a curated record.
CCGGCUGGCUCGGCGGCCGCGGGACGCCCCGGCGCUGACCGCCCUGGGCCCGCGCCGGCCUGCGUAGAUGCGUCUGGCCAGAUCCCGCGCCACCAUGUAAACGGCGCCCGCAGGCGGACACUGGUUUUUCCGCCCGGUACCCCUCCGCCCUGCCCCGGGCUCCAGGGCCUUCAAUGAGGACACACCAUGCUGACCGGGGUGACCGGCGGGAUCUUCUGCUGCCUGCUGGGUGCACCACCCAAUGCUGUGGGGCCACUGGAGAGCGUCGAGUCCAGUGAUGGCUACACCUUUGUGGAGGUCAAGCCUGGCCGCGUGCUGCGGGUGAAGCAUGCCGGACCCGCUCCAGCCCCCAACCCACCACCACCUCUGCCAGAUGCCGCCCAGGGGGACCAGUCGGGCUUGGUCCGCUGCCAGCGCCGAAUCACCGUGUACCGCAACGGGCGCUUACUGGUGGAGAACCUGGGCCCAGCACCUCGAGCUGACCUCCUGCAUGGUCAGAAUGGCUCCGGGGAGCCACCAGCCACCCUUGAGGUGGAGCUGGCAGACCCAGCGGGCAGUGAUGGCCGCUUGGGCCCGACCAGUGCCGGGAGUGGCAGUGGUGGGCGACGGCGGCGAGCCCGGCGCCCCAAGCGGACCAUCCUCAUUGACUGUGAGAAGCGCAUCACCAGCUGCAAAGGCACACAGGCCGAUGUGGUGCUUUUUUUCAUCCACGGUGUCGGCGGCUCCUUGGCCAUCUGGAAGGAGCAGCUGGACUUCUUUGUGCGCCUAGGCUACGAGGUGGUGGCCCCUGACCUGGCCGGCCAUGGGGCCAGCUCAGCACCCCAGGUGGCUGCAGCCUACACCUUCUAUGCGCUGGCAGAGGACAUGCGCGCCAUCUUCAAGCGCUACGCCAAGAAGCGAAAUGUGCUCAUUGGGCAUUCCUAUGGUGUCUCCUUCUGCACAUUCCUGGCACAUGAGUACCCAGACCUGGUGCACAAGGUGAUCAUGAUCAACGGCGGGGGCCCCACAGCACUGGAGCCCAGCUUCUGCUCCAUCUUCAACAUGCCCACCUGUGUCCUGCACUGCCUGUCGCCCUGCCUGGCUUGGAGCUUCCUCAAGGCUGGCUUUGCUCGCCAAGGGGCCAAAGAGAAACAGCUGCUGAAGGAGGGCAACGCAUUCAACGUGUCAUCCUUCGUGCUGCGGGCCAUGAUGAGCGGCCAGUACUGGCCCGAGGGCGAUGAAGUCUACCACGCCGAGCUCACCGUGCCUGUCCUGCUCGUCCACGGCAUGCACGACAAGUUUGUGCCGGUAGAGGAAGACCAGCGCAUGGCCGAGGCCAUGCAUGGAUGUCGGGGAGUCCCAGGGCAGCCUGGCCCCGCGCGCCGCCGUCCUGCCUCCACCCGCCCUGAGCCUGCAUCCCCCGCAGAUUCUGCUCCUGGCCUUCCUGAAGCUCAUCGACGAAGGCAGCCACAUGGUGAUGCUGGAGUGCCCGGAGACAGUCAACACGCUGCUCCAUGAAUUCCUGCUCUGGGAGCCCGAGCCGGCGCCCAAGGCCCUGCCCGCGCCCCCGGAGGAGAAGUAGCCGCUGGGCCGGCGGGCAUCGCUUGGUGUGCGGAGGAGCAGGAGGCCGGAGCCGGCGCCGGCUCUGCAGCGCGGACCACCUGGGCUGGCCGCCCGCCCCCCGGUGGGCGGGGCCGGGUCGGGAGACGCCCCCAGACCGGCUGGGCAGGGCGGGGCACCCGUGGGAGCCGGGUGGACGCAGGCUCUCUGCUUCCGUCCUGCGGGGCCAGGCGGUGUUUCGGGCCGCAGCCGGGACCCCCGCGGAGGAUGACCUUGUACAGAAGCCCCCUCUCCCCCCGCGCCAUGGCCGAGGCAGGCCCCCUACCCCGCUCUCUGUCUUCCGUGUCAGCUGUGCUUGAUCCUGGGACUUGCGAGCCCCGGAGGGACCCUCGGGUCCCCGCCCCGUUGCCCGAGACCCCCACCCCCUAUUCCUCGACGCUGGGAGCGAUGUUGCCCAAGAGCGUUGGGACUGAGUCGGGGGCGGGGGGGCUGGCGCCACUGAACCUGCACAUCCCAACUUGUAACUCAAUAAAAAGAAGUGACAAUCUGAGUCUCUGUAACUGUGCUGGGUGACCGCAAGUUGGGGUCCUCUCCACCGUCCAAGCUGACUUCCCAAAUUCUCCCUCCCUUCUCAGAACGCAGGGGCUGCUUGGGCAGGAUUCCCAGAGCCAGGGGGUGAACUCCUGGUCUCUGGAGGGAAGGGCGACGGCCAGCUGAGGUCAGUGCGGCGGCUGAGGUGACCAGUGGACUUUGCAUGCGACUAGAGCAGCCAGCUGUAUACAAGGCCUGUGCUG